Messenger RNA from Trifolium pratense (red clover), 1134 nucleotides. RefSeq names its product protein NEN4. The coding region runs from base 34 to 885 and encodes 283 amino acids. Gene Ontology annotation, molecular function: nucleic acid binding; 3'-5' exonuclease activity. NCBI's taxonomy places the organism in Eukaryota, Viridiplantae, Streptophyta, Magnoliopsida, Fabales, Fabaceae. The transcript has 5 exons. The record is from RefSeq and is a predicted model, not a curated record.
AAAAUAUAUAGAAAAUUUAUAAAAUCAUCAAUAAUGCAGGAGGUUUCUAAUUUAAGCAAUAUUGAACUACAUGCUCCUGAAAUUGUGUUUUUUGAUUUGGAAACAAAUGUACCAAAAAAAGUUGGACAAGGAUUCUGUGUCCUUGAAUUUGGUGCAAUUGUAGUUAGUGCUCACAAACUAAGCGAAAUUGAGAGCUAUACAACAUUGAUAAAACCGAAAGAUUUAUCUGUUGUAUCGGUGAAACCUAGUAGAAGCGAUGGAAUAACACGUGAAGCUGUGAAAAAUGCACCGUGUUUUGAAGAUGUUGCUGAGAGGAUAUUCGGUAUUUUGAAUGGAAGGGUUUGGGCUGGUCAUAACAUUCAAAGAUUUGAUUGUGUUCGUAUUAAAGAAGCUUUUGAUGGUAUUAAUAUGCCAGCACCUGUACCUAUUGGAAUCAUUGAUUCUUUAGGGGUUUUAACUGAGAAAUUUGGAAGAAGAGCUGGUAAUAUGAAGAUGGCUACAUUGGCUUCUUAUUUUGGCUUGGGGCAACAAAAACACAGGAGUCUAGAUGAUGUUCGGAUGAACUUGGAGGUGGUCAAGCAUUGUGCAACAGUGUUAUUUCUGGAAUCUACUCUACCAAAUACAUUGCAUAAUGACAAAAGCAAAUGGUAUGGCUCUUCUAGCAUCAUGACAAGAAGCAGAACAAAUGGGAAAUCACCAUCACCAUGCAGAGAAGAGACGAGUAGAAAAUCUCCCCCUGCCUCAUUUUCAUAUCAAAGAACGGUUCCCUAUACUAGGGGAAGUUUGGGAAAGGUGGCCGAAAGAAUGAAGGGAUUGUUGUGUAAAGCACAAGGACAACCACCUCUACAACAAUUAUUAAAGCAUUCUCAUUCAUUGCUUAGGUGAUGAAGAAUUAUUAAGAUGGACAUGGUUCUCAGAAAAUAGCAUGUUCUAUUUCUACCUAUUGAAGAUGACCUUUAACAAAGUGUCUGUCUUUGGUGAUUGAGAAGAGAAAAACCUCACGUUUUGCUGAGUUGGCAGGUCCAAAGAAAGAUAUGCAUACACAAGAUCAUGGAAGCUCAAAUUCACUUGUAUAUAUUGUACAUAGAAUUCAUUCAUUGUUCAAAUUCUUAAAUGAAGGAAGAUAGUAUAACA